AUGCUCUUCUGCCUCCUUCAUCCAAUGGACCACAACACCGGAACUUUGGCAAGGAAGUCGUCAAUGCUUUGUGUUCUGCUGCUGAUAUCCAUCGCCGCGUUCCUGGUGAUUGCAGUUCCUGGACAGGCCAACGCUGAGGAAGUCGGAGUUGCCAAUCACACCUUGGAUGAAAACGACGAAGUCAGGGUCAAGUAUGGAAGUAUGCAGGCCACCACAAGUAUAAUAUAUGACGUCUACAAGAAGCGUUUUCCGAAUGUCUGCGAUUUUUUAAUUACUCCCAAAGACAUCACACUUCAUUACAAAGGCACAGGGUGCACUGUGGAGCUGAUUACUGACGAUAUUGAGGAAAUCAAGUUAACGACAGGAGUAAAAAUCACGGAUACUUGUCUGGACGACUGUGGGGAUCGGGAUGCUAAUUUUAAGCUUGGUUUCUCAAAUCUCCUGCCCUUCGCUUACAGCAGAACCAAUAAGGAUCUCAAAAAGCUCAAUAAGGAACCGAACUAUGAUGUGGAAGCAGGGUGUCCUUCUAUAAAUAAGUGCGGUGGAAAGUGCAUGAAGGAGACAUUUCUAGAAGUCUCAUGGAACAAAUGUGAUGGAGAUGUAUACGCUUAUACCCACCUAACUGGCGAAUAUGGCUCUGGUCUAAAACAAUAUCGAACAGACAAUAAGAAGGAAUUCAAUCUGGAAAUAAAUGGUGAUAGCAGCUUUAAAAUGGAUUUUGAUGGAAAUUCAGAUGUUUUUAAAACAAAAGGCAGUAAGCAGCUACAUUGCGUCCCAAUUAAAAGUAAUGAUGCCAUUGUCAAACCAAAAGCAUGGAAAAUCAAAAAUGGAGUCAGAGACCUCAAGGAUAAAUAUCUGCUCGUCUUCCAUCUACUUCCGCCAAAUGCUACACGAUUAAUCAAAUCAGGCGGCAGCUUGUUAGAACUACCACCUAGACCAAAGUGUGAUCUCUUCAUUCGCUUUGAAAGGCCAGACUACGAAUUUCUAUUUGUCCCGCCUCAACUACCAACGACUACAGUUACAACAACAACAACAACAACAACCAAAACAACACCAGCUAUCACCAACUCCAACGUCAAACCGUCACCAUCUCCAACAGCAGGAACAAAAGAAGGAAAUGUUACACCAACAGCAAAAGUAAAGGAAGUAAAGGACACCGAAGGCAAGAAAAGUUAUGGAUGGAUUGUGGUAAUCAUGCUUGCUGUGGUUGCGGUGGUUGCAUUUGGCAUAUUAGCUGCUGUAAUCUACAACAAUAAAAAAGAGAAUCAAAGGAAUCAGGAGUUACAAGAACAACAACAACAAACUGAAGACGAAGGAGAGGAGAAGAAAGAAAAGGAAUUUUGGCAAUCACUAGGAAACGAUGAAGCCAUAAAUGACUUGAACAACCGACGACGCCUUGCAGGACUUCCAACGCUAGAAGACGAAUUUGUAGCGGAUAUCUUCAGCCGGAUGAAUCAACAUAAAAAAUCAAACUACCAGCAGCUUCUCUUCAGUGUUUAUCUUCCGGAAUUGAAUGACAAAUCCUUUUUUGGCGUUGGGACUUUCGAAAAUUGGCGGAAGAGGGUAAUAAGAUUUGUAGAAAAAAAAAUUGAAUUUUAUCCGAUAAUUUUCAGAAUGGUUUUGUCCUUGAACAGUUGGGUGAGGCGGAGUUCAAAGCGAAGGUUAACAAGGCUGUCGAGAAGGCGAAGGCUAACAAGGCUGCCGAUAAAUACUUUAAAGAAGAACAGGAGAAAAGUUACUUCAAGACGGCCAAACAAGAAGAAGCGGAGAAGGCAAAGGGCAAAGGCAACGCUAAGAAGGACUCGACUCCAAAGAAGACGACAGGCGCUGUAA
Messenger RNA from Meloidogyne enterolobii, 1833 nucleotides. NCBI's taxonomy places the organism in Eukaryota, Metazoa, Nematoda, Chromadorea, Rhabditida, Meloidogynidae. The record is from the annotation of a GenBank genome assembly.